CGUCCCCACAACAUCUCCAGGCCCGAUUCUAGAUGCCAUCGUCAAAGCUUCUUCCUACACACACAUCAACACGCACCCAACCGAUUCCCCAUGGUCAAACCGCUCACAUUCAAGGGCGACAAACGGCCCAAAAAGCGCAAACACCGUGACGAAGACUACACCGAGCGCGACCAUGAUUCAAAAGCCUCAAGCCUAGUUCCCACCACGGCCACCGCAGCAGCAAACGACUAUGCGGCCGACGAGCAAAGCUGGGUAUCUGCCGAUAUUCCCACUGAUAUUAAUGGACCAGUCAUUUUCGUACUACCCUCAUCACCGCCAACGUGUAUUGCGUGCGAUGCCAAUGGCAAGGUUUUUGCGAGCCAGCUGGAGAACGUGAUCGAGAACGAGCCGAGUACAGCGGAACCGCAUGAUGUGCGACAAGUCUGGGUUGCAACACGGGUUGCUGGGACGGAGGGUUUUGGUUUCAAGGGGCAUCAUGGCCGGUACCUGAGUUGCGACAAAUUCGGCAUUCUGAGCGCCACUGCCUCCGCCAUAUCUCCCUUCGAGUCCUUCAUUGCCAUCCAAGCGCAUGAUACACCGGGCAUGUUUGCGUUCCAGACUCGCGGCGGCGAGAGCGAGACGGAUUCGUUUGUGGCUAUACAAGAGGACGGUGAUGAGACCACGAAGAAUAAGAAAGCGACCAGUGUUGUGGAGAUUCGCGGUGAUGCAUCGAGUAUAUCGUUUGAAUCGACCCUGCGCGUUCGUAUGCAAGCUCGAUUCAAGCCAAAAUUAAAGGCUUCAAAGGAGACUAAAGCCAAGGAGAAAAUUUCGAGGAGGGAGCUUGAAGCUGCUGUGGGGAGGAGGUUAGAUGAUGACGAAAUUAAGAGACUGAAGAGAGCUCGGAAGGAAGGAAAUUAUUAUGAGGAGAUCCUGGAUGUGCGGGUUAAGGGCAAGCACGAUAAAUUUGCUUCGUGAGGGCUGGGUACUACAGAUAUUCAAGCAAAAACCGCGGUGGAAAAGCUAAUCGUUCUAUGCGAACAUGAUAUGGAAGCAUUCCGACUAAGUACAGGAGCAUCUUGAAGCAUAUUUACCUGAAAAACUAGCAUGGGCCCAUAUAAAGGGACGUCCUUCGAGAACGCGUUAGGUGAGAGGGGGUGACAGCUACCUGGAAGUGUUUCAACACGAAAGUGACUGCCUUCGAGAACGCAUAAUUGGGUAUCUCCGAACUAGAUGGGCAACAUUGGAGCCCUGAGGAUAGAAAUCUACCAAAUAUUUGUACGAUGGUUGAAUAAUUCGUAUCUCAUUCUCAUAAAUAGCAUAACUAUUACCAUGAAUACA
Talaromyces proteolyticus is the source of this 1317-nucleotide messenger RNA. Its product is annotated as FRG1-like family-domain-containing protein. Gene Ontology annotation, molecular function: actin filament binding. Bases 91 to 954 code for a protein of 287 amino acids. Gene Ontology annotation, cellular component: catalytic step 2 spliceosome; nucleolus; striated muscle dense body. NCBI's taxonomy places the organism in Eukaryota, Fungi, Ascomycota, Eurotiomycetes, Eurotiales, Trichocomaceae. The transcript has 2 exons. The record is from RefSeq and is a predicted model, not a curated record.